Lolium rigidum is the source of this 3208-nucleotide messenger RNA. Its product is annotated as nitrate regulatory gene2 protein-like. NCBI's taxonomy places the organism in Eukaryota, Viridiplantae, Streptophyta, Magnoliopsida, Poales, Poaceae. The transcript has 4 exons. Bases 217 to 3126 code for a protein of 969 amino acids. The record is from RefSeq and is a predicted model, not a curated record.
GCCAAGAUUCCCCGCCGAGGCCCCCGUCCCCUCCAUUCCCUCCUCCACCACCUCGCCCCUCUAACCCCAGAUCUGCCGCUCUGCUUCACCCCCCUGCCCGCUAGAUUCGCCGCCGCCGCCGCCGCCAUCGCCAUGCCGCCGCUCUGACCCAAGGGGAAUAACAAAAAAGACUCCUCUUUUCGGGGCCCGCGAGAUUCUUCCGGCCGGCAGGCACCCAUGGGGUGCGGCCACUCCAAGCUGGAGGAGGAGCUGGCGGUCAGGCACUGCCGCGACCGCUCCGACCUGCUGGCGCUCGCCAUCCGCCACCGCUACGCGCUCGCCGACGCGCACCGCGCCUACGCCGACUCGCUCGCCAAGGUCGGCGCCGUGCUGCACGAGUUCGUCAGGGGCGUCCAGACGCUGCCCGCGCCGCCGCCCGACACCGAGCUGCGCCUCCCCGCCGCGCGCAAGGGGGACGGCCUACCGGCAGCAUCGCCACUCCACCCUGGCGGCGGCCAGGGCCCCGCGAUCGCCUCCUCGUCCUCCGCGGCCCAGCAGCCGCAGGUCGCCAAGCAGGUCCGCAUCAACCCCGACGACCAGCACAUCCACUUCCACUCCGACGGGGACUCCGAUUCCGACGACGGACACAUCAAGUUCCACUCGGAUGACGAGGCCGACCCCGCCCAGCGCCGGCCGGAGAUCGUCCGGUCCACCGGCCAGCCCCCCGGUCCUCGGCCGCCGCCACCUUCCCACCAGAUGGGUCCGCCACCACAACCGUAUGGCUCCUCUGCAUAUGGCCCCCCUCCCUCAUACGCUGCUGCUCCCGCGUACGGGUAUGGUGCUGGCUACGGCCCUCCGCCCGACUACGGCAGCACCGCUGGCUACGACCCACCUGCCUACGGUGGUGGCAUGGGCGGACCGGGCUACAGCAGCAUGGGCCCGCCCGCCGUCGAUGGCUACGACCCGCCGCCGCCACCGGGAUACGGCGGCUACGGCCAGAGCUUCUUCAACAUGAGCUAUGCGCGCAGCCAGCCGCCGCCGCCAUCCGUCUCAUUCCAGCACCGCCCGGAGGCCGUCGAUGCCAAGGUCCAGACCUUCUUCAACAUCAGCUAUGCGCGUGGCCAGGCCCCGCCGAAUUCCGUCUCAUCGCACCAGCAUCGUCCGGAGGCCGCCGAUGCCACGGUCCAGACCUUCUUCAACACCAGUUAUGCCCGGGGCCAGCCGCCGCCGCCGUCCAUGGCAUACGAGCAACGCCCGCAGCCCACCGAUGCCAGGGUUCAAUAUUAUGGCGACGGCGGCGCGCAGCCACCCCCGCCCGGCUACGGCGGGUAUGCUUCCCCGCCGCAGGGCUCAACCUCCUAUAACCAGUAUGCGUACGGUGGUUACUAUGGCGGUGCGGCUCCACCUCCGGCAGGCAUGCCGUCCUCCUCCCGCGAGGAGGUGGCGCCGCCGCCGCCUCCAUCUCCGCCGAGGGUUUCUACUUGGGACUUCCUGAACCCAUUUGAGACAUAUGGGAGCUACUAUGAGCAGCCAGCUCCUGCGCAAGCGCCGUACACUCCCAGCAGGAGUUCCAAGGAUGUGCGCGAGGAGGAGGGCAUCCCCGAUUUGGAGGAUGAGGACAUGGAGGUGGUCAAGGAAGCUUAUGGUGAUGAGAAGCACCCUACCAAGGGGUACGCUGGGAAAGGGAAGGCAGCGAAGGAGGAGGGUAGGAGCAGCAAUGGGGAUGAAAUGCCUCGUGAAUCCAAGUCAUCGGAGGCAAGCAGUAGCGGGAGCAGCUUGGAGCAUGAUGUCCAUGUUGUGGAGAAGAGUGUUGUGGGAGAACAGGUGCAGCGGUCUGAAGCACGCCAACAUGUCGCUGGCCUGCCCCCAGCAGGAUCGGAGAAGACGUACGUUGAUGACAAUGAGGUGGUCCUCGAGAUCAAGACCCAGUUCGAGCGUGCCUCUAAUUCAGCCGGUGAGGUAUCCAAGAUGCUUGAGGUCGGCAAGAUGCCGUACUACCAGAAGAGUUCUGGUUUUAAAGUAUCUGCCAUGAUGAUUUGUGGGAUACCGACAAUGGAGGAGGAGUUCCUGCGGUUCGAGGAGGACAAGGCGAUGGGAUGCGGCAACCUUUCCUCGACACUGCAGAAACUCUACAUGUGGGAAAGGAAGCUUCUUCAGGAAGUUAAGGCUGAGGAGGACGAGAGGCUUAAAUAUGAUAGGAAACGUGAGGAGCUGAAAAUGUUAGAUGAGAAAGGUGCAGAAGCUGAAAAGAUUAUGGCCACCGAAAAGGAAAUAAGGAAGUUAUCUACAAGGAUUAGCAUUGCUAUUCAGGUUGUGAACACUAUUUCGGGCAAGAUCAGUAAGUUGAGAGAUGAAGAGCUAUGGCCACAAACAUGUGAGCUCAUUCAAGGGUUGAUGCGGAUGUGGGAUAUUAUGUUGGAAUGCCAUCAGAUCCAACUGCACGCUAUAUCCCAAGCAAAAAACAUAGACUCCAUGAUCAACGCUGCGAGAUUUGGGGAAGCUCAUAUGGACUUGAUCAAGAGUCUAGAGCUUCAGCUAUUGGAUUGGACUACCUGUUUUGCUGCAUGGGUUACCGCUCAAAAGAGCUAUGUUCGUACUUUAAAUGAGUGGCUGUUGAAAGGAGUUAUCUAUACACCAGAGGAAACGGAUGAUGGCGUGCCUCCUUUUUCACCUGGACGGUUAGGCGGACCACCGAUUUUCAUCAUAUGUAACAAUUGGGCAGCAGGUGUGGGGAGGAUAUCCGAGAAGGAAGUGGUCAAGGCAAUGCAAGCCUUUGCGUCCAACGUUUUCCAAAUCUGGGAGAGGCACAGGUCAGAACAAAGGCAGGGUAUGAUGGCCAAUAAAGGUAUGGACAGGGACCUUAGGGUGAUGGAACGGGAUGAACAGGCGAUGCGCAAGGCCCUGGAAGCGCAGAACAAGAAGCUCGUCCUUGUCUCUGAUCAGACUGGUGUAUCCUUGUCUGCACAGGCGUUACAUGACGGAGGCCCCCCGGCCGAAAAUAGUAGUUUGCAGUUGGGUCUGAGGAAUAUUUUUGAAGCUAUGGAGACUUUCACUACCGCUUCUGCAAACACCUAUAAGGAGCUCCAUCUUCGUGCUGAGGAAGAGAAAGUUCGAGUUACCCAAGAUAGUGGCAGAGUUCCUCCUUAACUCCCAUCGGUGUGUUUUCUGUUACAAGAGGACACAGGUCUUUGUCAGUGCAAAGAAAACUGACCCCGGUGAUUCAGAUUGG